AUGUUGCCAUUUUUAGUGAAAUGCGAACCGUAUCUUACAACAACAAUGGCAAAAAUCGGUGGCGGAAUGAAGUUAUUGCAAGAACAAGAAUUAAUUAUUAUUGUUUCCAAGGAUACUUUUAAAAUUGAUAGUCUGCUUUUUAAAAAGUUAAAAAAAAGAAAGGAGACUAACGGUGUUUAUUGUGUCAUUGUCGAUGAAGCCCAUUUUCUUCGUAAUCAUCAAUCGCAGCAAAGUAAAAGUAUUUAUGCACUCAAAGAUGCUCCCUACAAAAUGGCUCUCACUGGCACCCCGAUUGUUAAUCGCUCGCCUGAUAUAUUCGGAAUUCUCAAAUUUCUUAAUCCCGAAACCUACUCUUCCUAUUGA
This is a messenger RNA of Ambispora gerdemannii, 363 nucleotides long. The record is from the annotation of a GenBank genome assembly. NCBI's taxonomy places the organism in Eukaryota, Fungi, Glomeromycota, Glomeromycetes, Archaeosporales, Ambisporaceae.